UAUCAUACGGCAUCACUAGAUUCAUUGGGGAUGCUAGUGCAAGAUGUCAGAUUGUAAUUUUCAUGAAAAAGCGGUACGUACGAAAGUGCUUCAAACACAGUAACCGGCUGCGUAAAAGCUUUCAUUCCGUUAAUAAUCAAUUGAAGCAAUUUACAGCUAAAAUAGGAUCCUCUCAGAAGUGUGAUGACCUAGAGUUGCGCGCUCUACUUGUUUGUGAGUUUUGGCGUGACAGGUGCGUGGUGUUCUCUAAAAUGGGCGAUUGGGAUGAUGAAGAGGAAAAUGAUCUGGUGGCCAAGCAGUUAAAGGCAUCUUGGGAUGAUGACGAUGAUGAUGCUGUGCCGGAUUCUUGGGAUGCAGAACCAUCUAACCAAUCAGCGUCAUCAAAACCUGCCGCUCCAGCGCCAGCUAAAUUAUCUCUAACUGAGCGCAGAAAACUGAAAGACGAACAAAAGCGAAAAGAUAGGGAGGAGAGAUUACGAAAAGAAGAGGAGCUUAAAAAAUUACAGCCUGCAACGGAACUUCAACGGGAGAAACUUGCUGAGGAGGCUGAACUAGGCUUAUUAACAGACACAUUUGGACCUACCAUUGUUCAAAGUAGUGAUAAAGAAACUAUUGAUUCCUGUUGUCCGAAAACUAAGGAGGAAUUCAAUCGUUUACAUGAGCUGCUUUUGGCAAAAAUCACAACUAUACAGAAAUCUCCUCAUUACACGGCAUUCGCAGAAAGUCUUAUCCGUGAUCUUGUUAUCGAAAUGGAAGUCGACAACCUCCGAACAGUGAAUACGGUCAUAAAUGCAUUGAUAAGUGAAAAACAGAAGCUCAUAAAGGUAGGUUUUUCAAUAAUAUUAAUGCGAAAUAUUAUAUUUGCAUGCUUCUACUCAAAUCUUAUCUGAAAUAUUUGUGUUUACGAUACCUGUCUAAGCGCUAAAUAACUUGAGAUGCAAGGAAUUUUAUAGGAGUGUGACAAUUGCAUUCCAACUUAUGGGUUUAAGUUCCACUUCACUUAGUAGGCUUUACGCGACUGGCUAGUAUCACUAAACUCACACAUAUGAUUUGUUGCCUAGUGAACAGGCCUUUACAUAGUGGUAGCUAAGCGACAUUUUCGACAAAUAGUUUGCUAGCUAUUUCUUCCAAUAAAGAUGUCCUCUUGAACUAUGCAUUCAUCUUAUAAGCAGUGGACCCAGGGUUCAAAUUUCACUUCACCUACUUCCGUUUAGACAACCGGGUAGUAUCGUUACACAUCACGCACUAGGUGGAACUCUACUCAGCAUAUAAACCAGUUAUAGGUUGCCGAAUCACCUUACUGUUUGGAAUAUUUUUUAUUCAUACUGUACUGAGUUUAUAUUUUGAACACGUGGUAAAUUUUUUUCCUAAAGAUAAGGAUGUGAAUAUCGUUCCGACAGUACUGACCUUUAAGAUCAGAGGUAUGCACAAAUAUUGAAAUAAUUAGUGCCUAGUAAAAUGAACUUAUGAAACAAAGGAUCAAAACUUUUUGAAGAAACAUAUAGUGAUGUUGUCUGUAUCAGAAUUGGUUUUUAUACUUCAUUCCAUCUUUUUUAAAAGAGCCUGAUAUCAGUUUCUUACCUAAUCUGCCUACGUUGUAAUAAACGGUAUACCAAUAAUGUAAUUUAUUCCUUCAUUGGGCUUUAGGGGACUUUAUUGUUACUGAAUGAGUUACUAGGAUUAAACAGCACCAAAUGAGAUAGAUUGGUGAACUUUCGGCGUAUAUUUCUAGUAGUUUAGAUAUAUUUCUUGAUAAAAGAAACAAUUGCUGUAGCUGUGAAAAGUGAUAAACAGGUAACAAAUGUAUGAUAGUAGGUGUUAGAUAAUUCGUGCAUUCCAGUUAAUGAUCCACAUUCUGAACUUGUAGUUUUCCAUUGUUAUUAUUAUUAUUGUUGUUGUUAUUACUAUUAUUAUUACUGUUGAUUAGUGUUAUUAUUGCGACCACAUAUUUAAUUUCCAUGUGACGUGAUGUUGAUUUUUGUUUGUUGCUGCUUAAGUUUUGCAGGCAUUUCAAUUCCAUCAGUGCAUCUUACUUGGAUCAGAAAAUCAUGAACUGCAGAAGUGACUGAAGUUACUAAACAAAUAGAAACAGUAUUUGUAUUGGACUUGAUCAAAAUAAUAGUUGCCACCCGUUUUGGGUAGUCCAGAGGUUAUUUGAAAAUCUCAUACAAAGUCAAGUAAUACAUUCAAGAAUUGAUUCCUCAUACUCGUAAAUUCUUGAUAGUUUAAAAAUCAGAAAUAUGAACGCGAAAUGAUGGGUCACCAUUUGCAUUCAAUAUAUUUUGGUCUAAACAGUGAAACAGCUUCCACACAUUCGUUUGCAAGAUGAAGUUUCUCCCCUAGAACAUGAGGAGAAGAGAGUACCUAGACCAUUACGCUACAGUUUCACCCUCUAGAACAUUGACUCUUGUCGGUAACUCUAACCUCUUACAGUUUGAGUUUUACCACAGGCUAUGCAUGUAAUCAGGCAACCUAUUGCAUCUAGGUAAAUAAGUAAUUCGAAUCCAUGUACAAUAGUUACGGUUUGUUCGAAACCUUGAGAACACUAGCUGCGUUGAAUAUCGUAAUGUUCAUGGUAAAAUAAUAAUUAAUCUGUGAUUAAAUCAUCUUUUUGUCUUUUGCCACUACAGAGUAAAACAAAGAAGAAAACCAAAGGCAAACUAUUGGUCGAAAGAGAAAAUGAUUAUAACUAUGGUGGUGAAGAUGAUGCUGCAGUGGAUGAAUAUGAUGAUUUUAUGUGAAGUCAGAUAAUUGCACAUUCUUAUUUUAAAAGUGGUUUUCUUUUUAAGUGGUAAGCAUCAUUGCUACCACCUAUUGCUCUCCUUCCUCUACAUAUUAACUUUUCUUAGAAAUAUGUGACAGCUCUCCUUAUUACUGUGAUGUGUAGUGAGUGUGAAUAUGUUAUGUUGUCACAAAUUCCUCAGCAUACCCUGUUACAGAUGAUUUCUAAGAAAAAUAAAGCGGAGUGGGCUUGUCCGAUAUUCGAGUUAGUGCGUCGUCUACUGCGCCUAUGGUUGCACUGCAUUGUCUCACUAGGUCUCAUUUUUCUUACUUCUCUUGUACAUUGUCAUUUUUUGUGCCUAUUUUCUCUAUUGCUGUAUUUUUUUCCAAACAAAUUAUUCACUGUUAAACGAUAGAUAGUUAACUGUUUAUAGGAAUGACUUUUUCCUCUACCGGUAUCUAUCUCUUACAUCCUCAUUUUUUAAGUGUAUUUUUAAGUUCUUUGCUUUGACUUGGCUUUGAACUCGGUAUUUGGACUGAUUUUCACUGUUUAAAGUUAUGGAUGAAAAGAUGUGACUAGCAUGCUUAUAAAACUCUCACCUUACAGUACACCAAUAAAGAGUCUUAUUUAUUCCU
This is a messenger RNA of Heterobilharzia americana, 3357 nucleotides long. The record is from the annotation of a GenBank genome assembly. Lineage: Eukaryota; Metazoa; Platyhelminthes; Trematoda; Strigeidida; Schistosomatidae.